UGAGCGCUCCUGCGUGCCGCGCUCAAGGGCAAGUCCCAGAGGCGUUAACUGCGCGUGCAGAAAGGGGCAGGCGCGCUGUGACACUGGUGCGAUAUACAUAUCUGUUCAAAGGCUGCUUCCAGCGCUCGAAGAAUGACCAGCGUCCAGAGAAACCUGUGGUAUCUUGCCUUGCUUCAAAUUUCGCUCUUAACGCUGUUCGCUAGCAGGCAUGGUAUCUUCGCGGACGUAAACAAAUCAUUUAAUGUCUCGUCGCUGUGCCUACGGGACCGGCAUGCUUCGCUGUACCGGACCAUCGACGGCGCCGUGCUGACAUCUGAAGGCGAGAGCAACCUCGACUGCGUCAUCACCUUCCAGACUGACUCCAUCUUAAAGCGCUUCUUGCUUCGCUUCGAAAGACUGUCGUUGGACUGCCACGACCAUCUAGCCAUUUUUGAUGGCACCCAUGCUAUAGGACGUAGCAAGGCAAAUCUGUCUUGUGGAAGCUCACCCUCAGACGUCGGGGACAUCUCCACACAGGGAAACUUCGUGACCCUCAGAUAUACGACAGAUAAUGAGAGUCCUCAAGGGAGCGGCUUCAAGCUCGUCAUUACGGCCUACAGGAACCGCUUUAGAGAUGACAUGCCCAACCUGAGGUGCCAGGAUUUUCAGUGUAACAACACUCUCUGCAUCUCAAGCAACUUGACGUGUGAUGGUGUCAACCACUGCGGAGACAACAGCGACGAGACGAGCCACGCUUCGUGCGCAGACUAGGAAGCUCAUUGCGAGCUCGAGGCAGAGAAUCUGACUCGCUUUGCGAGAUUGCCUGCCUGCUUUUCUCUCUCCCUCGCCCGUCCUUCAGAAACACGUUCUGGUUGACCUCCCGGUCUUAAUAUCCUGCGUCAUUCGCGCUCUCUCUUCCGAGUAGGCGAUAAUUCUACAUUCUGUAGUCAGUUCAACUGCAGACUGGUGCUGAAAGCGAACAGAAACCAAGUAAAUGUUUUUUAAUGCGUGUCGUUGAGGAUGAGCAUUCGCUUAGGACGAGUUUCCGCUCCACCUACUGACUUCCAGUUUCGAAGGAAAAUCUGCGAAAUAUACAACCAUAUGAAGAGGGCUGUUGUAGUUAAGGUCCAUGAUAGAUAUGACACCGUAGCAUAGGUUUAGUUUGAAAUAAUUUCAGAUAUAGCCGAUUAAGUGUCAAGAAUAAUUAUUUUAUUUAUUUAUUUAUUUAUUUACAGGUUCUGCAGGCCUAUACUUAGGCCCAAGCAGGAGGGGCAACAACAACAAAAAAAGUACAAUGUCACAGCACUUAAUUAGACAACUUAUAGUGCACUUGCACAACAGUGUUACGGCACAUAAAGAGUGAUCAGAACACCCAUGCGCAGCAGAAGUCAACUAACUACAUUACUCGGGCACUGCGAAUACACACCAUAUGGAUACAUCAUUCAGAACUAAACAAAAAAAGUUUCAAGCUGUUUUUCAAUAUCUUCGGACUGAAAAGCACUUAUUGGCAAAGAGUUCCAGUCAGCAAUAGUCCUAGGAAAAAAACUAUUUUUAAAAGCAGUGGUACGGGCAAAAACUGGCGCCAAUGAAUAUUUAUGCUUAUGUCUUGUUUUUCUAGAAGACAGAGGUUUCACACAGUUGGGCAGACUUGUUGUAACUUUACCGGAAAGAAUUUUGUGUAGGAACGUUAACCGAUUAAUUUUCCUGCGAGUUUCCAGUGUUUGGAUGUCGUUCAGUUGCAUAAGUUGUGUUGGCGAAUCAUAUCUUUUAUAUUUGCUAAAUAUAAAUCUGACAGCCUUCCGUUGAACUUUUUCAAUCAAGGCAAUAUCUUUUUUACAUUGAGGGUC
Molecule: messenger RNA, 1826 nt
Organism: Rhipicephalus sanguineus (brown dog tick)
Lineage: Eukaryota; Metazoa; Arthropoda; Arachnida; Ixodida; Ixodidae
Product: low-density lipoprotein receptor-related protein 10
Exons: 4
Coding region: 133-750 (205 amino acids)
Molecular function (GO): protein binding
Source: RefSeq, a predicted model, not a curated record